AUGUUUGACAUAACAAAUGCGAACGUUGGUCAUACUCGUAAAGCUCUUUCUCAUGACGUUCGUCAAGAGUUGUUUGAACUUACGAACUCAAACGUUGGUGAAACAAGAAGAGCUGUACCUCAUGAAGUAAGAAGAGAAAUGUAUGACAUAACAAAUGCAAACGUUGGUCAUACUCGUAAAGCUCUUUCUCAUGACGUUCGUCAAGAGUUGUUUGAACUUACGAACUCAAACGUUGGUGAAACAAGAAGAGCUGUACCUCAUGAAGUAAGAAGAGAAAUGUAUGACAUAACAAAUGCAAACGUUGGUAAAACACGAAAGAGAGACGACACACUGAAACAACAGAGAAGAGAGAUGUUUAAAAGUGCUAUAGAACAAGUUCGCAAAGCUAAUGAUGUCAUUCGUUCCAUUGACGACAAACCAAAAGAAGGUGAGAGAUGGUUAAAGAAAGAUGAAGAGAAUAGGAAGAGAAAUGUGAAGUCAGGCAAUAGACUCAUUGACUUUAACAUCGAAGCUUUAGAUGAACCAAACAGAGACUACUUACACAAACAUUUCGGUAAGGUUUUCAUGAGACUCUUAGAGAAAAUUAAAAUAAACUCACAACAGAGAUGGAUGGUAUGUUAUAAACUUGGUGGAAAGUAUGAAUGUUCUACGUUAAACCUCAAUAAUAUUGGAACAUUACUACAUCAGCUCUUGAAGGAGAACUUUAUAUCAGAGAUAGAAGCAAAUGCUGCAGGUAUUGUUGAAAUGCACUAUGACUUCUUCUUGACAAACAUAAAGAAUCUUACCGAAAUAAAAAUGUAUGAUUUAACUGAAUAUGAAGGCUUAACGAUGUCAGAU
Trichomonas vaginalis G3 is the source of this 837-nucleotide messenger RNA. RefSeq names its product organellar and viral DNA polymerase type B. Lineage: Eukaryota; Parabasalia; Trichomonadida; Trichomonadidae. The record is from RefSeq and is a predicted model, not a curated record. The annotation marks the transcript as partial. The transcript has a single exon.